Leptopilina heterotoma is the source of this 2746-nucleotide messenger RNA. RefSeq names its product forkhead box protein P1 (gene jumu). Gene Ontology annotation, molecular function: DNA-binding transcription factor activity, RNA polymerase II-specific; transcription cis-regulatory region binding. The coding region runs from base 857 to 2548 and encodes 563 amino acids. The record is from RefSeq and is a predicted model, not a curated record. The transcript has 4 exons. Lineage: Eukaryota; Metazoa; Arthropoda; Insecta; Hymenoptera; Figitidae. Gene Ontology annotation, biological process: regulation of transcription by RNA polymerase II.
UAUAAAAGCGGCGAGAAUAAACGUGACAGUGACCGCGUGUAUUUUUUCCGGCCUUUACAACGAUGAAAAUGUGUGCGUUUCCCGCGCGCGCGUGUCCAUGAAAUUGUGUUAGUGCCUUCCCGCCAUUAUCCGUUCGAGACAGUGUGGUCCAUUCUUAUUUAAUCCUCCCCCCACCCCUCCAAUGUGAAAAUGGACUCGUCCAUCUUCUUUCACCGCGAUAAAUCCUGUCAUAAUUAAAAUUUACAAACAAAAUUGAACUUAACCUGAAAAUCACUCACCAAUCAUUACUAAUAAUAAUUCACAAAUUUUCCACUAAGUGAAAAAAUAAAAUAAUAAUUCCAAAGUUGAGAAUUUCAGUGUUUAUGAAAAGUUCGUGUUGGAAUCGGCCAUUUUUGUUUCGGGGAGUGCCGGGGUAAUGACAGGUGCUUUAUAUCCUCAAUGUUGAAAAUUCUCAUCUAAACAAAAAUUAAUGAAAGUGGGAAUUUUUUCCAUUUUUUAAAAAUUAAUUCCCCAUUUUUUUAAUGUUAAAUUCAUUGGUGUUUUGAUAAAAGUGACGAGUAUACAACAAUAAAAAUAUUUUGUCGGCCAUGUGCAGUCGCACACCCUGUGACUGUCGUCCAAUCGGAGAGAGUCACGUGACCUCGCUGAGCCAAUCAACAUGACGGGAUUUGAAAUCGUGCGUGGUCUUUGUCUACGAGUCUGCCCGUCAGUUCCGUAAAGAGGGCCGUUUAUACAUGUCCGUUUAUACAUGGUCGCUGCCGAAAGUCGCAUAAUUUUCCUGUAAAUAUAUGUGUGAAAGUGAUAUCUGAUCUCAUAGACGACAAACAAUUAGGCUCGUCAUUAUCAAGUUGCGUGAAUGUUGGAUACAGAGAGUAGAGGCACUGGGCUAGAUCAGGGACCGACGAGGGACCCCUGGCUCACGAUGGAUUAUUAUUUAGGAAGCGAUAGUUUAUCACUACAGGAGAUGCUCGACGUUGACAUUAAAUCAGAAAUCGAGGGAGUUAUUGGCGGUCACACGGAACUUGGUUUUAGUUUCACGGAUUUGUCACCCUUAGAAAUGGAUGACGAUCCCGUUGGAUGUCACGGCGAGCUCAAUGGAUGGUUCGGCGGUCACACAUGUUUAUUAAACGGAAACAGCAAUAGUUCCAAUAGUAAUUUUAAUCUCGAUCUCAGCGGUGGUGAUGCGACAACAAUAAUGGUAAAUCCAAAUUCCGUAAUGCCACACAUGGCAGUGCGAAGUCCAUCACCGCGAAGGCAUUUUGCCUUUUCGCCAUCGUCACAGGAAAUAAAAGAAGAAAAAGUCGAUGUCGACGAUGAUGAUAAUGAAUUAUUAGAAUUUGAAAAUGAUCCCGAUUAUGAGAAUGACAAUGAUAAUGAUCAGGAGAAUGAUAAUGAUGAUAAUGACACUGAAACGGAACAAUAUGUCGAUGAUAUUACAGAGACGGAGGAUGAUUAUGAUGACGAUGAUGAGGAUGAUGUUAAGCCAACAAUAACAACAGCACCAACAACAACGCCAACGAUAAAAUCAAAAUCCCUAAUGUUGCCAACAACGACAAUAAAAACAAUGUCGCCACAAAUUUCAAAAUCACACACAAUGCCAAAAAUGAAUGUUGGCAGUAUAAGAGUUCAAAAUUAUAAGGUCAUACAAAAUCAAAGUCAAACACAAUCGCACGUGAGAAAGCAAAUUUACAAUAACAACGUUCAUGUCAAUUCAAAUUCAACUGCCGUCCAAACCAAAAGGGAUAAGGACUUUGAUCUUUCUGAUUAUGACGAUAAACCAUAUCCAAAACCAGCGUAUUCAUAUUCGUGUUUAAUAGCAAUGGCCUUAAAAAAUAGUCAAACGGGAUCACUUCCUGUUUCGGAAAUUUACAAUUUCAUGUGCGAGCACUUCCCGUAUUUCAAGACAGCGCCAAACGGAUGGAAGAAUUCGGUGAGGCAUAAUUUAUCAUUAAACAAAUGUUUUGAGAAAAUUGAAAAACCAGCGGGUAAUGGAAACCAAAGGAAGGGCUGUUUAUGGGCAAUAAAUCCCGAUAAAGUGGCGAAAAUGGAUGAGGAAGUGCAAAAAUGGAGUCGAAAGGAUCCAUUGGCAAUUAAAAAGGCAAUGAUUUAUCCCGAUCAUUUGGAAUUACUUGAACGUGGUGAAAUGAAGUACGCGAGUAAUGGCGAUUUAUCGGCAGAAGAAUCGGAAAGUUCGGGCGAUGAAACUGCCGAGGAGAGUCCAUCGUACGAUGAACCGGUGCAUAAUCAUAUCGCUGCAAAUUCCGUCACUGACAGCUAUGACGAGAGCAGUCAGGAUAUCGAUAUCACUGAACAUCUCUACGAUGAAAUUGAUAUUGAGGAUAAUAAAGAAGCACUUCACAUGCAAUUGAAUAUCACAAAACAAGAAUCAUUUGAUUAUGAAUUAAGUCCAAGUGCAAAGCGACAAAAAACAAUCACGGGAACAUUGCAGGGAAAUUACGUUUAUCAACCAGUGUCAUCAUCGCGAAGAAAAACGCCUUUAUUGUUGCGACCUGGUGCCACCACAGGUUCUUUUCUUAAACUCGAAUAAGUCCCUAGGUAUCGCGUUUUUAUUUUAUUUUUUUUUACAUAAAUAUAAAAUAAUUACAAAAGUAAUCUCUGAAACCAUAAAAAACUCCUUUGCCUUUUUCGAACAUUAAAAGGCAGUUUCAGAAUUUUUUUUUCUUUUUUUUUUUUUUUUUGUUUCUUUGGCCUAAAUUAUGAAAUUUUCGAAUUCAAAAACAUUUUU